AUGCCAUUAGCCCCAUUAUGCGAUGUUCCCUGGGAUAAUAACAACACUGUCCGUAAAACAAUCAAAAUUCAAGAUCAUUAUUCGUCGGAAAACGAUGAUUCGGAUGUGUCAUUGUCAACAACAAAUGAUUGUGCUAUUGCUAAUAGCGCUAUUGCUAGUACAGCUACCACAAAAUCAAUAGCAAUGACAUCCGAAAUUGAAAUUACUGAAAUUGCAAAAGAAGGUGAAAAAGCAGAUCCAUCACAAUUUGAACUUCUAUCCAUGAUUGGACAGGGUUCAUUUGGUAAAGUGUUACUUGUGAAGAAAAUACGUGGACGUGAUGCUGAACAAUUGUUUGCGAUGAAAAUUUUGAAGAAGGCUACUCUAAGAGUUCGUGACCGAUAUCGUACAAAAACGGAACGUGAUAUUUUGGCUCGAUUUCGUCAUCCAUUCAUUGUUCGACUUCAUUAUGCAUUUCAAACGGAGGGAAAAUUAUACUUAAUUCUUGAUUUCCUACCCGGUGGCGAUCUUUUCAAUCGUCUUUCUAAAGAAAUAAUGUUCACCGAAGAUGAUGUUAAAUUUUAUCUGGCAGAGAUUGCAUUAGCACUUGGACAUUUACAUUCGUUAGGUAUUGCAUAUAGAGAUUUGAAGCCAGAAAACGUUUUAUUAGAUGCUGAUGGACACAUUAAUCUUACGGAUUUUGGACUAUCAAAAGAAUCGAUUGAAAAAAAUGGAAAAACGUAUAGUUUUUGCGGCACUGUAGAAUAUAUGGCACCAGAAGUGGUUAAUCGACGAGGGCAUACAGUUGCAGCUGAUUGGUGGAGUCUUGGUGUUAUCAUGUAUGAAAUGCUAACUGGUGAUCUUCCAUUUCAUGGUUCGAAUCGUAGGGAAACGAUGUCAAUGAUUUUGAGGGCAAAAUUAACGAUGCCACAAUCAUUAUCAGUUGGAGCACAACAUUUACUAAGAGCGCUUUUCAAGCGCAAUCCGGCAAAUCGUUUAGGUUGUACAACUGAUGACGUGAAACAGAUCAAAUCACAUCCAUUCUUCGAUACAAUUAAUUGGGAAAAAUUAUAUAGGCGAGAAGUUCAGCCACCAUUCAAACCAUUAUGUACGCCAAGUAAUCAUACACGUUGUUUUGAUCCGGAAUUCACGAAAAAAACACCUCGCGAUUCACCUGCUUUACCACCGUCUGCAACUGCUCAUGAAUUAUUUCGUGGCUUCAGUUAUGUUGCUCCUUCUAUUCUCUCUAGCGAUAAGCCAAAUUUAUCAGUUAAUGUAAUCACUUCGCAUCUUCAGGGAGCUGAGAAAACGCAUAUUUACGAUGAAUACAAUUUCACUGAGAAUCUUGGAGCUGGCUCGUUUUCAUUAUGUAAGAAAUGUGUGCAUAGAAAAUCAGGUGCUGAAUUUGCUGUGAAGGAAGUUGACAUUCUAAGGCGUUACUCACAUCAUCCAAAUAUUGUCAAACUGUAUGCUGUUUAUGAAGAUAGUCUAAAUGUUUAUUUGGUGGAAGAGAUAUGCAGAGGUGGUGAAUUAUUAAAUAGAAUUAUUACGUUGAAACAUUUUUCGGAAAGAGAAACUGCUGCUGUAAUGUUAAGACUUGCAAAUGCUAUCAGUUAUUUACAUUCAAAUCAGGUGGUACAUCGUGAUUUAAAACCAUCCAAUAUAAUGUAUGCAUCAAAAACAGCUGAUCCGGAUUCAAUUAGGAUAAUCGAUUUUGGAUUUGCGAAACAAUUACGUGCUGAAAAUGGUUUGCUGAUGACACCAUGUUAUACAGCUCAAUUUGUUGCACCAGAAAUUUUGAAAAAGCAGGGUUAUGAUAUGAGUUGUGAUGUUUGGUCACUUGGAGUACUACUUUUUACUAUGCUUAGUGGUGAAACACCAUUUGCCACAAGUGAAAAUGAUUCGCCACAAAAAAUUUUGAAACGUGUUGGUGAGGGGAAAUAUUCAUUGAAUGGUCAAAAUUGGAUGAAUAUUUCGGAGCAAGCAAAAGAUCUUAUCCGAUAUCUUCUACAUGCUGAUCCAUCUAAACGUAUUUCAGCUAAGCAAAUUCUUAUUCAUCCAUGGAUUGUUCAUCUUAAUUCACUACCAACAAUACGUUUAAAUUUAUUCAACGAUCCAUCUAAAGUAAUGGAUGCAUUAGAUAAAACAUAUCAUGCAUUAGCAAAUAGUACAGCUACGUCAGUUCCGCUACGACCUGUUAUUGAAUCCGCUUUAGCACGUCGUCGACGUUUGAAUCGAAUGAAAAGUAUUACGAUUGAUGAUGAUAAUAUUAUUGAAGUAGCUAAUUCUGUGUAA
Messenger RNA from Cercopithifilaria johnstoni, 2274 nucleotides. NCBI's taxonomy places the organism in Eukaryota, Metazoa, Nematoda, Chromadorea, Rhabditida, Onchocercidae. The record is from the annotation of a GenBank genome assembly.